GUCUCUUUUUAAACUUAAGUCACACCCACCCCAAUUCAAGCGCUGGUUGUUCAUCGUGUGUGGGCGUGUAUCUGUGUCUAAGCUGGCCAAUCGCGUGAGCCUACGAUUUGUCAAUGGACCAAUGGGCACAAUGCUUUGUCCCGUUUGCUGUAGGCAGCGCGGAGUUUGAAUCGUUACGGAGUGAUCGCGACAUGAGAACCGGGACAUUAUAAACAUCCAGGGAUUGCAGAACGCGUGCGAUGAGUUGGGUGGUGGAAGAAUGGAAGGAGGGACUUCCGACAAAAACCCUCCAGAAAAUCCAGGAGCUGGAGAGUCAGCUGGACAAACUGAAGAAAGAGCGGCAGCAGAGGCAGUUCCAGUUUGAGUCGCUGGAGGCGGCGUUCCAGAAGCAGAAGCAAAAGGUUGAAAGCGAAAAGAGUGAGGUGACUGCACUCAAGCGCGAGAACCAGAGCUUGAUAGAAUUAUGCGACACCCAGGAAAAGACAAAGCAGAAGCUAAUUCACGAUCACCAAGUCAAAGAAUCGCAGGCCAACUUCCUGGAAGGGCAGCUGACAUCCAGCAAGAAGCACAUUGAGAAGCUGGAGCAAGAACUGAAACGCUAUAAGAAUGAUUUGGAGAAAAGCCAACACUCCUUUAAUGCCGGGGACAUGUCUCUGUGUGUCACUCCGCAGAAAGCUUCAGCUGUUGUGUGUACACCUAAUAAUUCCAGAGACUCCAAAUAUGAUGAGCUACUGGACAAAUACAACAAAGAAGUUGAAGAAAGAAAGAGGCUGGAAGCGGAGCUGAAACUGAUUCAGUUAAAAACCGCAAAUCCGCCUCCUCAGCCCUCCUCCCAAGGCACGAUGAAUCACAGGGACAUCGCACGUCACCAGUCCUCCUCCUCUGUGUUUUCGUGGCAGCAGGACCGGACGCCAAGCCGUUCCUCGCACGGCAGCCACGAGACCCCUCUUAAGAGAAGCUUCGCGUCGACUCACUUUCCGUGGGAGCAAGAGGAGACCCCCAUCAAAAAGGGCUACAAACCGGAUAAUUCUCUGAAUGCACCCGAUUCCUGCAACGUGCAAGCCCACGAGCAACUGAGAAUUCAGAAUCAAGAACUAAAGUCCAAGAUAAGCGAGAUGGACAUCAAAUUACAAGUGCAAGAAAAAGAGCUGAAAAACCAGGUCAACAGAUUUCAAGAAAUUCAAAUUCUAUUAGAAAAAACUCAGACGGAGCUCUCCGAAAAAGACAAAGCACUGACAAAAAGCAGGGAUGAUCUAGCCCGAGGGAAGAUGCAGCUGGAGCAGUCUAAUGAUAAGUGUGUGUUAAUCGAGCAAAAACUGAAGAAGGUUUCGGAGGAGCUCAGCUGCCAGAGACAGAACGCAGAAAGCGCCCGAAUUACUCUGGAGCAGAAACUAAAGGAAAGAGAAAAGGAAAACCAACAGGAACUUUUGCGCCUACAAAAUUCCCUUCAAAACAUGGAACAGCAGCUCAACCAGACAAAGGCGAGACUGAGUCAGGAGUCUCAGCAAGCAAAGAACGAAUUCAACGCCGUCCAGUCUGAGCUCGACAAAAUGAACCACGCAAAAAGAAUUUUGGAAAUCGAAACAGAAGAACUGAAGCAGAAACUUUCCAGAUCAGAACAAGCUUUGAACGCAUGCCAGAAAAAUGAGCACGACUUUAAGAAACUUAUCGAGGAAGCAAAACGCGAACAAAACGCCCUCAAAAGUCAGUAUGAUCAGAAAAGUAAAGAGGCGCUUAAACUGGAGGAAGAGCUCAAGACCGUCAAUCAGACUUUAAGGCAAAACCAACUAUUUGCAGAGGAACAGAAAAAUAAAACCACAGCCCUAGAAGCAGAGCUGAAAUCCGCCCUUGAAAAAAUGCAAGAUCAAGAUUCUGCUAGUUUUGAGGGUCUGAAAAUGACCGUGUCUAAUUUGGAAAAAGAAAGGGAUUUCUGUUCGGAAGUGUUGAAGAAGAGAGAGCUGGAUGCGGAACAGUCAAAGAUCACGCUGGCAAGAAUGGAGGAACAAUCCGCGGCUUUAAAACAUCAAGUGAACUCUAAAGAGAAGGAAUGCAAAGAGUUAAUCGUUGCAAACAUUUCACUUUGCGGUUUGAAGAAUGAGCAGGAAAAAGCCAUCGGUGAACUUUCCAAAGAGAGAGAAGAUCUGGCGCAGAAAAUUGGAGGCUUCGAAAACGUCAUUCAGACUCAUCUGGGUCAAAUCCACCUGCUAGAAAACGAUAAGAACAAUCUAAACACUCAGAUAAAAACCCUACAAGAUAUAGUGGAAGCUAAAGGGGCCGAGCUGGAAAUCCAGAAAGCCGCGUGCCGUGGGCUGGAAUCUGAAAGCCAAACGUUCAGAAACGAAAUGGAACGGUUACUGCGGCAAAUAUCCGACCUGAAAGGGCACGUUGCGGAGCUAAGUUCUUCAUCUUCUCUGGACCGAGCAUCUUGUUUAGAGAAGGCGUUGGAUGAAGAAAAGCAGGCGAAUGCUGAAUUGCAAAGGCAGCACGACGAGCUUCUGGAAAAUCACACGGCCCUGAAAAACCGCCUGGCGGAAUAUGAAGCUGCUCACCAACAGCUUGUAGCGGAGUCUAAAAGCUUAGAGAACAAGGUUGCCUCUGAGGAGCGUUAUAUUGAAUCGGUGGUCGCUGCCAUAAAGGUAAAGGAUGAGGAGAUUGAUUCCUUGUCGGAAAAGUUAAGACUUCAGGAGAAAGACUUGCAAGCCGCCCAUCAAACAAACCAAAAGCUCGAUGAUAAACUGCAGGAGAUAAAUCUAAAUUCCGAGUCGUGGUCUGCUGAGAGGGAAGCGCUCGGUAACCUGAUAAGCUCUAAUCAAAGGGAGAUCGAACGGCUGGCUGAUGAAAAUAAAAGAAUCUAUGAGCUUUACGAUAAAGCCCUGAAUAGCCAGAAAACAGAAGCGUCAAAAACAAAUGAUUUAAUUCACGUUGCAGACGAAAAAGAAGAGGCGCGCCACAUUUUGGUUGACGGGCGCAGCGAGGGCUCCAAAGAGCUUGAAGAUCUAAAGUUAGAAUUGGCAGAACUGAAAAAAGUUCAUCAAGAUGUCCAAAAAGCAAAUGGAGAACUCCGGAAACUUGUUUGUGAUCUCCGAAGCCAAGAGCUGUCUCAAAGCAGAGCCUUGGAAGAGUUCAAGGCGAGUCCGGGGUGCGAAGAGAGAGACCCGGUUGAGUUUGAAGCUCCUGAGAUGGAUGUUGAUGAGAAACAGAAGCUUCUGAGAUCUCUCGCAGAAAGCUCUGUCGACCUCGAUGACGUUUCUAUCCUUGCCGGCUGCGAUAAUGAGAGGAGCUGUACCCAAGAGCAUCCAGAGGGCGGCGGACGUCGACUUGAAACGGCUUCACAUAGUAUUUGUAGAAACAGUUUGAGUGAAGAACAUGCUCCGGUGCUUUCUGAUAUCCCAGCGGACGUUUACGAUUCCGUUGAUGCGAGCGAGGCGGGUGCAAUCCUCGAAGCGAAUCAUUUCGGAGGCCGUCGCUCCAUUUCUGAUCGUUUUCCAUCGAAAAAGCUAAAUACGGAGUCAAAAGACACGGAUGUUUUAGAGCAAAGUCUUGACGCCGGAAACUUAAUACAGCUGCUGGCGUUAUACCAAACGGAGGUAGACGACCUAAAAAAACAGCACAUUUCAGAAAUGGCCGUUCUGCACCAAAAAAUGAAAGCUAAAGCUGCAGAGAUGGAGACAAAGCUGGCGGAAGAGAAGAAGCAGACCGAGCAGUUAUCGUUGGAGUUGGAAGCUGCCCGACUGGAGCUGCAGUGCCUUGACCUGAGCGCCCGAUCGAUACUAUCUUUUGACGUCGACGAUUUAACAAGAACCUUUGAUGCCACAAAUCAGAGCCUGUGUUCUGUUUUACCAAUAGGAAGUUUAUCCCUAAAUAACACUCUUUCUCAGAUUGUCCACGAUCCGAAAGACCCCAUCCAGAGUCCUUGUUCUAAAAAUACAGGGGAAACAAAACAGGGGGCAAACCUUGUGGUCUUGAGUCAGGACAAGUCACCUGGACAAGAAGAACUCACAAGCGAGAUUACUGAAGACGUUAAACGUUCCCCGAAAUCAGCUGAGGAUUAUAAUUCGGUUAGUAACCCUGAUACUCCCUCAGACCGCUUAAAAUCUCAUAUUGAAAAUCUCAGGGUGCAAGCUCAGCAAUUUUCCAACGAGAACUUGAAGCUUCUUGAACUUGUGAAAGAAGGAGAGGCUAAGAUUGAAACGUUGGUUGCCGAAAUAACAAAUCUCAAUGUAAAGAUUGAGAUGCAGAAAUCUGAAUUUUCUGGAAAGGAAACUUCAACCUCGGAACUUCAGAGCAAAGUAAAGGAACUCGAAGACGGAAGAGUUCUUUUAUUUGAAAAACUCGAGUCGCAUUCCUCCGAGAAGCAACAGUUAACUGCAAGAGUCGGGGACCUGGAAAAAGAUCUAAGUAGCCUUUCUAAUACAGCAGAGAUGCUGAAAAUCCAGUUGUCCGACUUGUCUGCCAUACGUGAAGGUUUAGAAAUAUCUAAUGGAGAACUGAGGGAAAAAUAUCUUCAGACCGAGAACGAACUGAAAAGAACCAGGUCUGAGAAGUCAAACAUUGAGAGUCAUGCGCUGUCCAUGGAAGCUGAUCUGGAUGCUCUUCAAGCUAAAUGCCAACACCUACAGGAUGAAAAUGCAGAGAACUUAAAAUCCGUAACAACCUUACAGGAGAGAAUUACCCAAGUCCUGGAAGAGAAAAUGUUAAUGAAUCAAGAAUUAGAGAGCUUGACUGAAGAGAAGGCGGAGCUUGAGAAAACGUGCGAGAGAAUGAAAGCAAAGGAAAACGAGUUGGAGAUGAAUAAGACAAACACCAGAGAACUUAUUAAAAUACUGGAAGCUGAAAUACGCGCUCUAAAGUCCGAGCUUCACGAUGCAAAGUCCGUCACAGAACAGAUGUCCAGAGAAAGAGAGAGUCUGAUUGGCUUGCAAGAGAUCGAGAACAGCAGAAGUUCGCAACUAGAAGACCUACAGAACCAGAUCCAGCAAAUGCAAGAGGAGAGGUCCGUUCUGCUGCAACAGUCAGAAGAAAUCCGGGCCGAGCUGAGUGCUGCGCGAACCGAGAAGAACGAGUUGUCUGGAACCCUAGAACGCUGCCAGUCCGAGAAACACGAAAUGGCCACGAGUUUGCGCUCGGCCCAGGAAGAGGUUUCCCUGAUGCGCGCCGGGAUAGAGAAACUCAAAAUUAAAAUCGAAUCUGACGAUAAGAAAAAACGCCACGUGUUCGACAAGCUUAAAGAGGCCGAGCGAAGCGUAGACGGCCUGAAGGACAAGAUCGAGAGUCUGGAACGGGAACUGGCCAUGUCCGAAGAAAACCUGGAAGGUGUAAUUCUUCAGACGGAGACGAUCAAGGAGGAAGCGGAAAACCUGAAGUCGCAGAAAGAGGUUUUGGAGAAUGAAAUGAAUACUUUCAGGAGAAAGGCAACCGAUCUUGAAAACAAACUUAUGGUGAAACAGGAGACAAUAGUGACGUUAGAAGCAACGAUACGGAGUCUUACGGGCGCUCUGGAAAAUAACGAAAUGGCGCAGAAAACAUUUAAAGAGGAGUCAGAAAAAGAGCAGCUGUCGCUUCAAAUGCAGUUAAGCGAGUUACGUGAACAAAAGAAAUUGUCUGAGGAGAAGUUUGAGGAAGACCGGACCAAACACGUUAACCGGAUAUCUCUCUUAGAGCAAAACGAAACCCAGUUGUCGAGCCGGUUAGAAGAGGCGCAAAUCAAAUACAGGGAUCUGGAGCGUUCCGUGGAGAAACUUACCGCUGACUUGGACAUCUGCAAAACGAAACUGGAGGACAAGACGGAGCGGCUCCUGAUUCUCGAAGACGGACUAAAAGGAGCCGAGCGGCUGGAAAAUAAAUACUCUGCGGAGCUCUCGCGGUCCGAGGUGGAGAGAGAGAAUUUGAGAAACGAGAAAGAGACGCUUCGGGCCGCGGUGGACAAACUGGAAGCGAUGUUGCAGAAUGUAUCCGCGGCCAACCGCUCGCAUGAGGCGACCAUAGCGGAUCUGAGGAAGUCCUGUGAAGAUUUACAAAUCAAAGCGGAGUCUUCUGCCGCGGAAAAUACAGCGCUUCUGCAAAAGGCAGACAAAUUGUCCGAAAACUGCGAUGAAUUACAGCAAAAGCUACGCGAGGCCGAGCAGCGCAUCGAAACACUUCAACAAGCAAGCGCUUUGGAAAGGAAGGCCCUCGAAGAGCAAACGCAGACAGUAAGGCAGCAAAACGAAGAAAACAACACUCUUCUGCUCUCUAUGACAUCGCAAAGAAAAGAAAUGGAAGAGACGAUCGCAAACCUUCGCCUUCAGGCGCAGAAUAUGAAAGGCGAUAUAGAGGGCUAUGAGAGCCGGCUCCUUCAAGCUGACGCGGAGCAACACGCUCUCCUGGAAGAAAUAAAGCAGCACAAAGGAGAAAUUCAAAGCUACCGAGGGAAAUUGGCGCGAGUCGAAGCUGAUCUUAAUAACCAUAAGCUUGAAAUUCAUCGUUUAAAAGCAGGCAACGAUAAAUUGAAGCAAUCCGCGGUACAAUCCCAGCAGCAGCUGCUAGAGUUUAACCAGCUUAAGGCGGAAGUGGCCCGGCUGGAAGAGGAAAAUGCCGGGACCUGCCGCAAGCUGGACCGGUGGGUGAAAUCCUGCGAAGAGCUGGAGCGUGAAAAGGAGCAGCUAGAAAACCAGAUAAAGCAGCGAGAAGAAGCAGAGAAUCGCUUACACGGAGUGCCAAAUGCAGAUGGCGAGACCAGCCUCAGUGUUUUGAUGGCAGAGUUAGAGGAACUCAAACAGUCUUUGGAAGAGAAGAGUCUGGAAGCAGAUGAGAAUGUCGAAAAAUACUGCACGUUAAUAAUUGAAACCCACAAACUGGAGGAGGCCAAUGAUUCCUUACGGAAAGAAGUGGAUUUGUUGAGUUCAAGGCUGAAAGAACUUGAGACCCUCAAAGAAAGCCCCCCUCUCCCGCCAACGUCCGAAAGUCCUUCGAAGACAUGUAAAGGGAGAAGAAGUAAGGACAGAAGGUCGGUGCCGGGAACCCGGACCUCAAAACGCCAGCGAACCCAGGAGUGCACAGAGGACGUCGGGGAGCAAACAUACACAACGCCUACAUCUCAGCGAGUGACGAAGAGAGUUAAGAAGACCGGCUUGGCUUCUACUCCCCAGACCACUGAAGAUGUGUAUUUGGAGCCAGAGGGGCUUCCGGAGGCUGUGAAAAAGGGAUUUUCAGAUAUCCCAUCAGGUAAGCAAAGUCCUUACGUUCUCAGAAGAACCGAACUCCCGCGGAGGAGAAGUCCCCGUCUCUCUGCACAGAAGCGAUCUCCUUCCAGCCUCCUAGCAGACAGCGACGACCUCGAAAACCUCGGAAAUGUCCCCAACAGGACAGAUGGGGGCAGCAGAUCACAGAAGGUUAAUAAAAUUGAACUAUUUCAACUGGAAGCCGCAGUCGGAUCCAUGGAGUUAUCAUCCCCGCUCUCCACUCACAACAGAUUAAAGGGCCCCGUGGCUCAGAGUCCACGCGUUGGCCACGCAGAAAGAGACCGAGGGACGGCAGACGUCGGCACUUUGCACGAACGGUCCGAGAGCGAGGAAACCUGCAAUGUCCAGUAAUCCAACCGACCUCCCCCCAGGAACGGGAAUUUCUUACGCUGUAACUUUUAUUGGCUUUUAUACAUUUUAUAUAAGUCU
This is a messenger RNA of Spea bombifrons (plains spadefoot toad), 7649 nucleotides long. It is a transcript of the gene CENPF, whose product is annotated as centromere protein F. Gene Ontology annotation, molecular function: microtubule binding; transcription factor binding; dynein complex binding. Bases 240 to 7571 code for a protein of 2443 amino acids. Gene Ontology annotation, biological process: metaphase chromosome alignment; regulation of G2/M transition of mitotic cell cycle; mitotic cell cycle. Gene Ontology annotation, cellular component: nucleus; chromosome, centromeric region; spindle pole. Lineage: Eukaryota; Metazoa; Chordata; Amphibia; Anura; Pelobatidae. The transcript has 20 exons. The record is from RefSeq and is a predicted model, not a curated record.